CUUUUUUGUCCACCGCGAGCCUUGAUUCUCACAGCCACUAAAACUGUGGCCGAAUAAUGAUUGGCUCUCGUCGCUGCCGCGAACGAAGUCUCGUGAUCUGGACCGAACGGGAAAGUCCCUUUUCGCAUACCACUCAUCAGCACUAAACCUCAGGGAGGCUGAGAGGACCGGCCUUUGGAAUUGUUUAAAGGGAAGCAAUGCUGCUCUCUUCAAAUCAUGAAUUGUACGAAGUCUUUGAAUUUGACAUCUGAAAGUCCUUUCUACUUCUGACCACUGACCACGAUGUCUUCGGCUAAUGAUCCUCCACUAUAUACCGACACGCCUCUGGCACUGCUUGCAACCCCCGCUUUUCUGACAGGAAAGAAAGAUCCUUUCACCAUAGGAGCUUCCCAUAUGACGCUGAGCCAUAAUUCCUUGAUCCGUGGCUUCAACAGCAUCUACCAACAAGCUCCCAGGAUCUCAGCGUCCGAUUACAAGGAUUUCACUGGGUAUUGCCUAGCGUGGCAUAGAUGUAUAGAGCAGCAUCAUAUGCACGAGGAAGUCAACUACUUCCAGGAAAUUGAGAGAGUCACAGGCCAGAAAGGAGUAAUGGAUGGAGAAGUGGAGCAACAUGCGGCCUUCCACGCAGGUUUGAAAACUUUCAAGGACUACUUGUCGAGUCUCAAAACCCCCACAUCAGAUUUCAAGCCCAAGAGGCUGCUGGAGAUCAUGGACUUGUUCUCAGAACCUCUGUACACUCAUCUUGCGGCCGAACCACAAGCUUUGCUUGCUCUGUCCCGCUUUGCAUCCCCUGACAGGGAAUUUGACCUCGUCAAGAUCGAGCAUGAGCAAGGGAAGAAAGCAGUCACAUUGGACUUUGCUCUAAAUACUCUCCCGAUUUUCAUGAACAACAUGGAGAUGGUCGAAUUUGAGGGAGGCAUGUGGAAGAGACAUCCGGCCAUCCCUUCGGUGGUCAGAUGGAUCAUGAAGGUUGUGAUUCCGCUGUGGAAUUGGAGAAUUUGGAGGUUUAUGAGUUGUGAUAGUGAUGGGAGGAGGAAGCGAAUGGUUGCGUAGGAAUAUGGGGAGAGGGGGAAUGCUCACAAGAGUGUUCACAAUGGAACGUUUUGUGCUAAAUUUCUGAUUUACGUUUAAUUUUAGCUUCAUUGAUGGGUAUCUGGAGAGAAAAACCGAUCUGCAGACAGCUAAAGCUGAACAUUGUUAACCCUG
Hyaloscypha bicolor E is the source of this 1206-nucleotide messenger RNA. RefSeq lists its product as uncharacterized. The record is from RefSeq and is a predicted model, not a curated record. Lineage: Eukaryota; Fungi; Ascomycota; Leotiomycetes; Helotiales; Hyaloscyphaceae. The transcript is spliced from 3 exons. Bases 283 to 1053 code for a protein of 256 amino acids.